GGAGGUGUGGUUUUACUCGGAUCGAGGCUUGGUUACUGCACGGGACUGAGAUCGAUUCGUAGAGCAGAUUGGACCUGGACAGGGAUCUGCGUGCCUGGUAUAUAUACUACAUGUCAUGUACGCCCCUCCCCCCAGACACAGCUUUGUCUUAGCGCCGCCCAGUAGCCGGUGAGGUGUCAGUGAGUGAGGAGGUAGGUGUCAGUGAGCAUAUCACUAUGUCCAGUAAAGAAGUGAAAGCAAUAUUGAAGAAUGCCAGAGAUGCAAUUAGAAAUAAAGAUUAUAAAGAAGCACUUAAGCAGUGCAAGGCAGCACUAAAGUUGGACAAGAAUAACUACAAUGCCUGGGUUUUCAUUGGUUUAGCUGCUGCUGAGCUAGAGCAACCAGACCAAGCACAAGCUGCCUACAGGAAAGCUGCGGAACUUGAACCAGAACAGUUACUGGCCUGGCAGGGUUUGGGGAAUUUUUAUGAAAAAGCCAGCCAAAAGGAAUUUAAAGAGGAUUUGCCAAAUGUGUACCAAAAGCUUUUGGAACUUUACAGAACCUCCGACAAACCGAAGUGGUAUGACAUUUGUAAAAAACUAGUUGAUCUGUACGAGCAAGAUAGAAAAUACAUAGAGGCUGCACAAACAUGGCAACAGUUAAUAAACAUGAAGCAAGAUGAAGGAAUUGACAAGAGUGAGUUUUAUAAGUUAUGGCGAAAGAUGACCAAGCUGCUGGCAGAGGACAUAGAGCGCCAAGACAAUGAGAUCCAGCAGCAGCUCUUAAAUGCCUUUGAAAAUGCCAUUUCCUUCCUGGAAGAGGUACCAGGAGAAGAGCACCGUGCACUUUAUCAGGACUUUGUUCUCUGCUUGUCUAAGCUGCCACAUGAAGAAGCAAAGUUAAAAGAGAUAUGUAACAACAUGACGAAGGCCUACCCUACCCUCACCUAUCCUCUGGAAGUACUUGGCUUACACCUCAUUAAGUCCGGAAACAUUAGCGAAGAAGCUGUUGAGUGUUACAACAGACUUAUGGAGUUGGACGGUGACAACGGACCGGGCCUCAUUGGAAUUGGAAUCACAGCUCUGCAUGAUAAAAAGUAUGAUCUGGCAGUAGAGAAAUUAUGUAAAGGAGUACAUAAAGUGAGUUCAUGCCCCCAUGCGUGGUUCUUUCUGGCCCAGGCUCAGGAGAAAUUGCACAGAUAUGAAGAGGCUGUUCUGUCCUGUGAAAAAGUUAUCAAGGCUUUGUCUCAUGAUAACGUGUCACCCAGAGAUUCUGAACAUAAAAAUAUGGCUCUGCAGCUGAAAGCCAAAGCAAUGCUGGAGUACUGUGAUCCUGAAGAGAUCCUGAAAACUCUUGAGCAGAUUUCUAAUAAGAACAGUGACCCGGCUCUUAUUGCACUGAAAGGCAAUGUGUAUUUAAAGAAGGGUUUUUUGGAACAAGCAUCCAAGCUGUCAGAAGAGCUCAUACAGUCACUCCCUGAGAUGGCAGAGGGACAUUUUCUGAAAGGUCUUAUCCAUUACACGCAGAAGAGUUAUAAAGAGGCUGAAAAAAGUUUUCAGAGUGCCAUUGAGAGAAACCUGGAGGAUGCAAACUAUUAUUACUAUCUUGGACUCACUUACUGGUUUAUGAGUGAAGAAACCAAGAGAGACAAAACAAAGUCUGUCACACAGUUUUUAAAGGCUGCAAAACUGGACCCCUGCCAUUCCAAAGUAUUUUGCUACUUAGGUCAUUACUACAAAGAAGUAGCUGGUGACAAAGGGCGAGCUCGAGGAUGCUAUAAGAAGGCAUUUGACCUAGAUAAGAAAGAUGGAGAGUCGGGAGCAGCGGCUGUGGACCUAAGUAUGGAUCUUGCUGAUAUGGACACAGCAUUAGCUAUUUUGUCGGCUGUUACAGAAAAGGCAAGCGCAGGAACUGCAAAAUGGGCUUGGCUUAGGCGAGGUCUCUUCUAUCUGAGAGUCGGUCAGCAUUCUAAAGCCGUGUCUGACUUGCAUGCUGCACUUAGAGCUGAUCCGAAGGAUUCCAACUGCUGGGAGUGUUUGGGAGAGGCUUACCUGAGCAGAGGCGGAUACACCACUGCACUAAAAUCCUUCAUGAAAGCCAGUGAACUAAACCCAAACUCAAUAUACAGUGCGUACAAGAUAGCCUCCAUCAAGCAGAUCCUGGGGACUUUUAAAGAGGCUGCAACAGAAUAUCAGCAAAUUGUUAAGAAGUCUGGAGAAUAUGUGCCUGCACUAAAAGGUCUUGGUGAAUGCCAUUUAAUGCUUGCAAAAGGUGCACUUGCAGAUUUCCUGGAUGCUAAGGCAGUGGCUGCCAUAGAACAAGGGCUUGCAUACCUAACAAGGGCGGUUCAGCAGCGGCCAGAUCUUGUAUGUUUAUGGAAACUUAUUGGAGAUGCCUGUACUUGUCUUCAUGCAGUCUCACCAGCUAAGGUCACAAUCAAUGUCCUGGGUGCUCUUGUUGGGCAGAAUGAAGGCCAUCAAGUGAUUAGUAAAUCGGAAGCUUUAGAGCUUGGAGCAAGGUGUUAUGGGCGAGCAUUGAAGAUUCAAUCAUCUGCAAAUAUCUGGUGUGAUCUUGGCAUAAAUUAUUUUUACCAAGCUCAAAAUCUAAUGAGCUCUGACAGCCAAGGAAGUGACUCAAGUAAUUUAUUGGAAAGAUCUGUGCAGUGUAUUAAGAAAUCCCUCAUGAUGGACAGUAGCAAUCAUCAGUAUUGGAAUUCACUUGGGGUUGUUUGCUGCUCCAAAGGUGUCAAAAAUAAUGUACUUGCGCAACAUGCUUUUAUCAAGUCAAUCCAGUGUCAGCCUAAUAAUGCUGUUGCAUGGACUAAUCUGGGGGCUCUGUAUUUAAUGAAUGAAAAUAUUGAGCUAAGCCAUCAAGCUUUCAACGUUGCACAGUCUCUUGAACCCUCAUAUGUGAGAUGCUGGGUCGGACAGGCCCUGAUUGCUGAAGCAGUUGGAAGCUAUGAAACCAUGGAUCUCUUCAGACACACUACUGAGCUCAGUAUGCAUACAGAGGGUGCCAAUGGAUAUGCUCACUGGGUCUGUACAACUCUGCAAGAUAAAAGCAAUAGAAACACAGAGCUGUAUCGCUAUAGCAUAUUACAGAUGAAUGCCAUCUCUGCAGCUCACCUAGCCCUAAACAAAUAUACAGAUCGGAUUCAGACUGAUGCUUCUGCAUUUGCUAUGCUGGGAUAUUUAAAUGAACACCUGAAGCUAAAGAUUCAGGCAAAAGAAGCAUACCACAGGGCUGUUUUGAUACUUUGUGAUGAAGAAGACAAAGACCGCUAUGCCUGCGCACUUCGAAAUUAUGGACGGUCCCUCUGUGCGAUAGGUCAGUACGAUGAAGCCAUCAAGGCAUACACAUCCACAGCUCUGACCGAGUUUGAUGAUCUCACAGGACUGGCUCUUGCAUACUUUAAAAAGGGUCUUCGACAGGACAGCUUUAAAGUGUACAAGACUGCUUUGUCUGUUGCAAAGUCUGAGCAAGAGAAAGCGCAUAUCCUCACCGCCAUGGCAAUUAUUGACCACAACCAAGGCAACAGCGAUUCUGCCAAAACCCUCCUGUUUAAAUGCUCAAUGUUGAAGGAACCCAGCAGCGAAAGUCUUCAAGCUCUCUGUGCUCUAGGGUUGGCAAAGCGGGAUGUAACCUUGGCAACAGCUGCGCUUAAUGAGUUACUUAAGCAUGUUAAAAUUAAUGAUAGCGUGUAUGAGAGGUGCCUUAUUACGUCUGCCAUAUAUGCUCUGCAAGGGAGGAUGCCUGCCGUGCAGAGACAGGCCUGCAAAGCCGUCCACAGCCAUCCAGGCAAUCCAGAGCUGUGGACUCUUCUGUCAAGGCUGGUCCCCCAAUACACUCCGACUAAUGCCAAGGGUGGUGCAGUCGCAGGCAUCGUGGCCCAGACCCUAAGCCAAAGUCAAGCAAAGAAAUCUCUGCUGUACACUGCCGUGAAUGAAUUGGCAGCCGGGACUCUGGCAUGCGACAAUGAGAAGCAAAAUGCUGUGAAGUCCUUGCAAAGAGCUGCACGUUUCUUUCCAGAUAAUCCAGCAGUUUGGGCUGGAUUAAUGGCUGCCUGUCAAGCAGAGUAUACGGUUUCUUGCCUCAAUAAAGCACAAGCCAAAUGCCCAGAAUUUAAUGUGAAAUUUUUAGCAUCUGUGAAAUCCAAAACCAAAGCAAUGACGCAGCUUCCAACUAAUUAUGCAAAGUCCUUGGAGACCUGGUCCUUGUGCCAAGCCAUUUCUUCAUUGAAAGAUCAAGAUAAACUUUCAGAGGCUGAGGCUUUGUGUACUAAGGUAAAGGGAAUAAAAAGCUAUCCGGAGGAGCCACCAUUUUUUUUGCUUUUAAGACAAGUUCGGUACAAGCAGCUCAUUCAAUCCCAUGCACCCUCCUCCGAAUCUGUUCUGGAAGAACUAAAGAAAACGUUAAAAUUCAAUGCCAAUUCCCAGUCUUCAUGGCAUUGGCUGGCUGACAUGUACCAGUCUCAGGGAAUGCCGAUGGAUGCUGAGAUGUGCUACAGGAGGAGUCUUCAGUUGACAUCACAGCAAAAGAACUUCAGUGGGAAGCUCUCAAGUCUUCUGCGAUUAGCACUUCUCGCACUGAGAGUUUGUAUGGCAAAGAUUCCCGACACUCGCUGGGCGGAUCUUCUGCAAGAGGCCACUAGUCAAGCCUUGAAGAUGGCAUCAUGCCCGUUGGCCAUUCUACUCCAGGGACUUCUCCAGUUCUGCACAAAGGGGUCACGAUCCAAAGGGCAGUGUGAUUUGUUAUGCGGUGUGCGGAAAUUUGCAAGGAUCACUGGGUUUCCCCUCACCACAGGCUUAAAGGUAAUGUUAUUACAGGAUAUAUCCUGUCCUUGGGCUGAAGCUAGAAGACCUGAAAUUAAUGACAAGGUCCUUUUUAUGGAGACAUCACAUGGGGGCUUCUCGUCACACACACACACAUAUAUGGUUAGAAUUCAUGUAGAUACAUCAAUCAUGUCACAGACCGCAGCAUGGAGCUCUGAAGGGACGUGACGGCAUGUCUUCCCAUCAGAGCGCAUGCGCCAGUGAUGUUACCGGCAGGUUUUGGAGAUAUUUAUUGU
Molecule: messenger RNA, 5047 nt
Organism: Rana temporaria (common frog)
Lineage: Eukaryota; Metazoa; Chordata; Amphibia; Anura; Ranidae
Gene: SKIC3
Product: tetratricopeptide repeat domain 37
Exons: 41
Coding region: 216-4979 (1587 amino acids)
Cellular component (GO): Ski complex
Molecular function (GO): protein binding
Source: RefSeq, a predicted model, not a curated record